Molecule: messenger RNA, 6595 nt
Organism: Propithecus coquereli (Coquerel's sifaka)
Lineage: Eukaryota; Metazoa; Chordata; Mammalia; Primates; Indriidae
Gene: DOCK10
Product: dedicator of cytokinesis 10
Exons: 51
Biological process (GO): regulation of cell migration; dendritic spine morphogenesis; small GTPase-mediated signal transduction
Molecular function (GO): guanyl-nucleotide exchange factor activity
Source: RefSeq, a predicted model, not a curated record
AUGGCCAGCGAGCGGACCCGCAGGUUCACCCGGAGCCUGUUGAGACCUGGGCAGGCGGCCGAGCUCCGGCACAGCGCCGCGUCCGCCGCCGCGGUGGCCGUCAGCAGCCGGCAACAGCAGCGGCAGGAAAAGCCUAGGCUUCUCGAUCCUUUGGAUUAUGAAACUGUCAUUGAAGAACUUGAAAAGACCUAUCGGAAUGAUCCUCUUCAAGAUCUCCUGUUCUUCCCCAGUGACGACUUUUCAGCUUGUAAAUUUUAUAGUUCCCACUGGUAUGUAGUAAACUACAAAUACGAACAAUAUUCUGGAGACAUUCGGCAGCUACCCCGAGCAGAAUACAAACCAGAGAAACUUCCUUCACAUUCCUUUGAGGUUGACCAUGAAGAUGCUGAUAAGGAUGAAGAUACUACAUCCCACUCAUCCUCCAAGGGCGGUGGGGGAGCAGGAGGAACUGGAGUUUUCAAGUCUGGUUGGCUCUACAAGGGGAAUUUUAACAGCACCGUGAACAAUACCGUCACUGUUCGGUCAUUCAAAAAGCGCUACUUCCAGCUGACUCAGUUGCCGGAUAACUCCUACAUUAUGAAUUUUUACAAAGAUGAAAAGAUAUCCAAAGAACCCAAAGGCUGCAUCUUUUUGGAUUCUUGUACAGGUGUGGUACAGCGCCUGGAUUGGGACCUCCCUGUGGGUCAAAUGUCACCAUGGAGCCAGUUUGAUUGGACAUUUGGGAGAUAUCCGCUGGAUAAUUCUGUAACUUGUGAAUGCACGCCAGAGGAAACAGAUUCUUCAGACAACAGCCUACACCCAGAAUUCGCAAAAUACCUCGCAGAAACUGAAGAUACUGUAAAAACAACUCGAAACAUGGAGAGGCUGAAUCUCUUCUCGCUGGAUCCAGACAUAGAUACCUUGAAACUUCAAAAAAAGGAUCUUUUAGAAUCUGACUUUGUGAUCAAACCAUUUGAAGAAAAAGCCGCCAAGAGAAUCAUGAUCAUUUGUAAAGCCCUCAACUUAAAUCUUCAGGGAUGUGUUACAGAGAAUGAAAAUGAUCCAGUAACAAAUAUUGAGCCUUUUUUUGUGAGUGUGGCACUUUAUGACCUCAGAGACAGCAGAAAGAUUUCCGCCGACUUUCACGUGGAUCUAAAUCACACUGCUGUGAGACAGAUGCUCUCGGGGACUCCUGUGGCUUUGGAAAAUGGCAACAUCGACACUGUCACUCCACGACAAUCAGAAGAACCUUACGUCAAGGGACUUCCAGAGGAAUGGCUAAAAUUUCCAAAGCAGGCUGUAUUUUCUGUAAGCAAUCCACAUUCUGAAGUUGUUUUGGUGGCCAAAAUUGAAAAAGUCCUGAUGGGAAACAUUGCAAGUGGUGCUGAACCUUAUAUUAAGAAUCCAGACUCCAACAAGUAUAUCCAGAAAAUUUAAUUUAGUCACCUUAAAAACACAACUCCAUAAACAAUAUCCAAAUACCAACCUGAAUAAAUAUUUUCUUUCAGAUCGGUAUUUAAGGACAACCAGGGAAAUGUGGACAGAGAUUCAAGAUUUUCACCACUGUAUAGACAAGAAAAUAGCAAGAUUUCAACUGAGGACCUAAUUAAACUAGUAUCAGAUUAUAGAAGGUAUGAUAUUUUUGGAUACUACUGUGUAACAUCGUCCUUUAUCCCUGUCAAGCCUUUCAACAUGAUGGCUCAACCAGAACCCACAGUGGAGGUGGAAGAGUUUGUUUACGACUCAUCAAAGUAUUGUCGUCCUUAUAGAGUAUACAAAAAUCAAAUAUACAUUUACCCCAAACACCUCAAGUAUGACAGCCAGAAAUGUUUCAACAAGGCACGAAAUAUAACUGUGUGCAUUGAAUUCAAAAAUUCCGACGAAGAAGGCGCCAAGCCCGUGAAGUGUAUUUAUGGAAAACCUGGAGGGCCCCUCUUCACCUCAGCUGCCUACACAGCAGUUCUACACCAUUCCCAGAAUCCAGAUUUCUCAGAUGAGGUGAAAAUUGAGCUACCAACACAACUCCAUGAAAAACACCAUAUUUUGUUUUCUUUUUAUCAUGUCACCUGUGACAUAAAUGCAAAAGCCAAUGCCAAAAAGAAGGAGGCUCUGGAAACAUCAGUUGGAUAUGCUUGGCUUCCUCUGAUGAAACACCACCAGAUAGCUUCUCAAGAGUAUAAUAUCCCCAUAGCAACAAGUCUGCCUCCUAAUUAUUUAAGCUUUCAAGAUUCUGCAAGUGGAAAGCAUGGUGGGAGUGACCUUAAAUGGGUUGACGGUGGCAAACCACUUUUCAAAGUAUCGACCUUUGUCGUAUCAACAGUGAAUACUCAGAACUUACUGAACGUGGAAAAGAUUCAUGCAAUCAUGAGUUUUCUGCCUAUAAUCUUGAAUCAGCUCUUCAAGGUUCUGAUACAGAAUGAGGAAGAUGAAAUAACUACGACUGUCACCAGGGUUCUGGCCGACAUCGUGGCCAAGUGCCACGAGGAGCAGCUAGACCACUCUGUCCAGUCAUACAUUAAGUUCGUGUUCAAGACCAGGACAUGCAAGGAGAGAACUAUACAUGAGGAACUGGCGAAGAAUGUGACUGGUCUUUUGAAAUCAAAUGACUCAACAACAGUAAAGCAUGUCCUAAAGCAUUCCUGGUUCUUCUUUGCUAUUAUCCUGAAAUCAAUGGCACAGCACUUGAUUGACACAAAUAAAAUUCAGCUUUCCCGGCCUCAAAGAUUUCCUGAAUCUUAUCAAAAUGAAUUGGACAAUCUCGUGAUGGUCCUGUGUGACCACGUGAUUUGGAAAUACAAAGAUGCGCUUGAAGAAACAAGGAGGGCAAACCACAGCGUUGCCAGAUUUCUUAAGACCUUAUGCCAGUACAAAUUUGAUUUUCUUCAAGAAGUAUGUCAACACGAACACUUUAUUCCUUUGUGUCUCCCCAUAAGAUCAGCAAACAUCCCAGUCUUGGUUUCGUCUGAAGCGAUCGCAUGGCGCUGCUUUACAUUUAUGGACCGAGGAUUUGUGUUUAAGAUGGUUAACAAUUACAUCAGCAUGUUCUCCUCCGGUGAGCGCAAGGGGUCUAGAGAUGAUCUAAGCACCAAUGGAGGAUUUCAGACCCAGACAGCUAUGAAACAUGCAAACUCUGUGGAUACCUCAUUUUCUAAAGAUGUUUUAAAUUCCAUAGCAGCAUUUUCAUCAAUAGCUAUUUCUACAGUAAACCAUGCCGACUCCAGAGCGUCUUUAGCAAGUCUUGACUCCAAUCCAAGCACCAAUGAGAAGAGCAGUGAGAAGACGGACAACUGUGAAAAAAUCCCAAGACCCUUGUCUUUGAUUGGCUCAACUCUUCGAUUUGACAAGUUAGAUCAAGCAGAAACCAGGAGUCUUCUUAUGUGUUUUCUUCACAUUAUGAAAACAAUUUCAGAUGAGACUCUGAUCGCCUACUGGCAGAGAGCACCCAGUCCAGAGGUGUCCGACUUCUUUAGCAUCUUGGAUGUUUGUCUUCAAAAUUUCAGAUACCUAGGAAAACGCAAUAUAAUCAGAAAAAUUGCUGCUGCAUUUAAAUUUGUGCAGUCUACCCAGAACAAUGGAACUCUCAAAGGAUCCAAUCCUUCCUGCCAGACAUCAGGUCUCUUGCCACAAUAUAUGCCUGAAUAUUCGGUCACCAAUGAAUUUUGCCGCAAACACUUCUUAAUUGGAAUUCUGCUCCGAGAAGUUGGCUUUGCCCUGCAGGAAGACCAGGAUAUCAGGCACUUAGCUUUAGCUGUCCUCAAAAAUCUAAUGGCUAAGCAUUCUUUUGAUGAUCGAUACCGAGAACCAAGAAAGCAGGCGCAGAUUGCAAGUUUGUACAUGCCCCUGUACGGCAUGCUUCUGGACAACAUGCCGAGGAUUUAUCUGAAGGACCUGUAUCCUUUUACUGUCAAUACAUCUAAUCAGAGACAACUCCAACAAUCUGACUGUCAAAAUUCAUUGAUGAAAAGGGUCUUUGAUACCUACAUGCUCUUUUUCCAAGUCAACCAGUCGGCCACAGCACUGAAGCACGUGUUUGCCUCCUUGAGACUGUUCGUAUGCAAGUUUCCCUCAGCGUUCUUCCAGGGGCCUGCCGACCUCUGUGGCUCCUUCUGCUACGAAGUCCUAAAAUGCUGUAACCACAGGUCACGGUCAACUCAGACAGAGGCCUCGGCACUUCUGUACUUUUUCAUGAGGAAGAAUUUUGAAUUUAACAAGCAGAAGUCAAUUGUCCGGUCACACUUACAACUCAUCAAGGCUGUAAGCCAGUUAAUAGCCGAUGCUGGGAUUGGAGGCCCUCGGUUCCAACAUUCCCUCGCAAUCACCAAUAAUUUUGCCAAUGGAGACAAGCAGAUGAAAAACAGCAAUUUCCCAGCAGAAGUCAAAGACCUGACUAAACGCAUAAGGACUGUUUUGAUGGCCACAGCUCAGAUGAAGGAGCACGAGAAGGACCCCGAGAUGCUGGUGGAUCUCCAGUACAGCCUGGCAAACUCCUACGCCAGCACCCCCGAGCUGCGGAGGACCUGGCUGGAAAGCAUGGCCAAGAUUCACGCAAGAAACGGCGACUUAUCCGAGGCGGCCAUGUGUUAUAUCCAUAUAGCUGCCCUCAUCGCAGAAUAUCUGAAAAGAAAGGGUUACUGGAAAAUGGAAAAGAUUUGCACACCAUCCCUGCUCCCGGAGGAUACUCACCCCUGUGAUAGCAAUCCAUUACUAACAACUCCUGGUGGAGGAAGCAUGUUCUCCAUGGGAUGGCCAGCUUUUCUGAGCAUCACACCAAACAUUAAAGAAGAAGGAGCAAUGAAAGAGGACUCGGGAAUGCAAGAUACACCAUACAAUGAGAAUAUCCUGGUGGAGCAGCUGUACCUGUGUGUGGAGUUUCUUUGGAAAUCUGAGCGAUAUGAACUCAUCGCUGACGUCAACAAGCCCAUUAUUGCCGUCUUCGAGAAGCAACGAGACUUCAAAAAAUUGUCGGAUCUCUACUACGACAUUCAUCGGUCAUACCUAAAAGUGGCAGAGGUGGUGAAUUCAGAGAAGCGGCUAUUUGGUCGCUACUAUCGUGUGGCAUUUUAUGGGCAGGGUUUUUUUGAAGAAGAAGAAGGUAAAGAGUAUAUUUAUAAAGAGCCUAAGCUGACAGGUCUCUCGGAGAUUUCCCAAAGACUACUCAAACUCUAUGCGGAUAAAUUUGGAGCAGACAAUGUGAAGAUAAUUCAGGAUUCUAACAAGGUGAACCCCAAGGAGUUGGACCCCAAAUACGCCUACAUCCAGGUGACCUAUGUCACGCCAUUCUUUGAGGAAAAGGAAAUCGAGGACCGGAAGACAGACUUCGAAAUGCACCACAACAUCAACCGCUUUGUCUUCGAAACGCCCUUCACACUCUCGGGCAAGAAGCACGGCGGAGUGGCCGAGCAGUGCAAGCGGCGCACGGUCCUGACCACGAGUCACCUGUUCCCCUACGUGAAGAAGAGAAUACAAGUCGUAAGCCAGUCGAGCACAGAACUGAACCCCAUUGAAGUGGCGAUUGACGAGAUGUCCAAGAAGGUUUCUGAGCUUAAUCAGCUUUGCACCAUGGAAGAAGUGGACAUGAUCCGACUGCAGCUCAAACUCCAAGGAAGUGUCAGCGUGAAGGUUAACGCCGGGCCGAUGGCCUAUGCACGAGCUUUUCUUGAAGAAACCAAUGCAAAGAAAUACCCUGACAACCAAGUAAAGCUUCUGAAAGAGAUCUUCAGGCAAUUUGCAGACGCCUGUGGGCAGGCCCUUGACGUGAACGAGCGCCUCAUCAAGGAGGACCAGCUGGAGUACCAGGAGGAGCUGAGGUCCCAUUAUAAGGACAUGCUCAGCGAGCUCUCCGCCAUCAUGAACGAGCAGAUUACGGGCAGGGACGACCUAUCAAAGCGCGCAGUGGACCGAACCUGCACUCGAGCAAUUAGCAAGGCGGCCCCAGCCCUGCCUGCAGUCCUGGUGUCGUCUAGCGCUGAAGUCUGAGAGAACGUCUGCGGCAACAGACACGCCUCAAAGAGAACUUUCUGAAUUUGCAGCUAAUCUCGGGGAAGAGAAAGACAGAUUUAAUUUAUUUGAACUUUUUAUGGUGUUAAUAUUUUUGUUUACCUCGCUAGCUUGAGAAUUUUGCCAGCCUCUGGAUUUGCACAUUUUUUAUGAUUUUUUUUUCCUUUGAGCAGUGUUGAUCAAGCCAAGCUGAAUAUCUGCCAUGAAAUUCCAGUGAAUGUGUAACUCAAAAGCAAGCCCUAAGUUUGCUGUCAGAUAUAGUAUGUUCAAUGCCCCAGUCCUAGUACACAUAUUUUAAAGGUUAAAGUGAAUGUUUUUGUAACAUUUAAGCAUAUUUCAGAUGUAAAUAAAAGAUUGUAAAAUAUAUGGUUUUUACCAAAUUUAAAAGAUCCUUUUUUGGUUAAUACUUAUGACAGUACUAAAAUUAUAUGAAUAACAUUUCAGAUACCAUUAUAUUAAAAUAUUUGUGUAUGUGUACAAAAGUGUUGAUAAAUACCAAUCUUUAAAGUUUGUGGAGUUUCUUUAUUUGUAAUAUAUGUGCUCUUAAAAGCAAUGGAAUGUGAAAUUAUGACAGUAUUUUGUUGUUGUUAAUAGAAAUAAAAAAUACAGUUACUUUGCA